CGUACGUAACGAAAUUAACAUAAAUUUCUCUAAAUAAUUUAAAGUGAAGUUUAGUGUCAAUUUACAAAAUUAGUGGUUACUAAUUAUUGUAUUUAUUGAAACUUAAAACAUUUGUGUUAGAAAGUAAGUCAUUAAACGAUAUACCAAUAUAAUAAAAUAUAAUUUUAGAAAAAAAGUGAGAGUGACAAAUUGAUUAACAAUUUUACUACACAAAAUGCUGAAAGCGCAGUAUAUUCGACAAGCCGUCGUGGUUAGUGGACUGUUAUUUUGUUGCGUGUCGGAUGGGUUCAUCUACGGCCAGAUGUCGGGGAUGAUUGAUGCUUUACGAGCUGAUGAUAGCCCCAUACCUUUGACUGAGGACGACGUCUCGUGGUUAGCCUCUACGAUUAACAUAACAUGUAUCGUCGGCUUCAUAAUCGUCGGCGUGAUUGCCGACGUCCUUGGACGAAGAAUAGCCAUCACAACGCUGAGCACGCCUGUUUUGAUAUGCUGGAUUGUAAUAUACUACACUGGAGAUAAAUUUGUAUUGCAAUUAACGAGAGUGAUCGUCGGAGUCUCAUAUGGGGGGGUAUUGCUUCUAACAUUUAUAACAAUCGGUGAAUAUGUCUCCCCAAACAUAAGACCAUUUUGUUUUAAUUUCAUGGCGAGUGUUGGCUCAAUAUCUGGCGUAACACUGGGACAUAUUUUGAGCACUUUGAUGGAUUGGAGAAAAGUUGCCCUCGUUGGAAUUAUUCCUACUGGCCUAUCUUGCAUCCUACCACUGUUAUGGGAAGAAAGCCCUUCUUGGUUAGCUUCGAAGGGAAGGUUUGAAGAGUGUAAAAAAACUUUUGAGGCACUACAUUUGCCGAGUGAAAAGUCAAACGCUGAACUGAGAAAUUUGAUAGCACUCGAGAUGAAGAAGAAAAGAGACCUGCUACGGGUGCAUUCGACUUCAGGAUCCGUGAGGAAAAACUUGUAUGUAUUAAAGCAGUGGUAUUUUUGGAAGAUACAGAUGCUAAGUUUUAUAAUAGGCAUCUAUAGAGUUGCAGCUGGACGUAUAUUGUUUAGCACCAUAUUACUGACUAUGCUACCUGAAUUAACAGGAUACAAAGAUAUUUUUUUCUGCACUCUCCUCGUUGACGGCUUGGGUAUGUUCGGCGCUGCAGUAUCUUGUUACACAGUUAGUAAAUUUAGAAUGAGACCGCUCUUAUUUAGUACUGGCAUUGCAGCUAACUUUCUACUUAUAAUUUUAAGUGCCUUAAUUUAUUAUGGAUCUACCGAUGUGUUUUCAACGUGGACCAAAGUGGUUUUAUUGGGGGCUUAUUACGUAGUCACUUUUGCUGGACCGUACCCUGUGAUAGACACGGUUUUAGGGGAAAUUCAGCCCCUGGGUGUAAAGGAGUUCAGUUUAUUUAUAUGCGGGUCAAUAGCGGGUGUUAUGCAUUUUGUAGCGAUCAAGAUUGCUCCUGAUAUGAUCAAGACAAUUGGUUAUUCUGGUCUUUUCUUAGUUUAUGCUAUGUUUGUGUUUAUAUGCCUUAUUUACUUGUGGUUUUUCAUGCCAGAAACUAGAGGCAGGUCGCUGCAGGAAAUUGAAGUUUUCUUUAUGAACGGUAAAUUUGAGGACAGGAAAAUAUUCUUGAGCUCGGAACAAAAAGAAGACUUAUUAAGCGUUUAGAAUUAGAUUAAAUGCUUUUAAAAUUUUGGGAUUAAUUAUAAAUUUAAAUUUAGAUAAAUAAUUACUAGCAUAAGCUAAGUUACAAAAUAUAAAUGUAAUAUAGAUAUUAUCUUUGUUUCAUGAUAAAGAAUAAUUACUUAACUAUUUACUUAAUGCGAAUAUUUAGAAGCUCCGGUUUAAUUUAUUCGUUAAAUUACCAUUUUUCUACAAAGCUUUAAAUAUAUACCUAGAUUAAAGUAUCGAGUAAGGAUAAGUUAAAUUAUCUACAAAUUUCUACAUUUGCGUAAUUAAUAACAUUUUAACUAAAAAUUUAAUGUUUGAUACUUUGAAAACUUGCAUUCAUUUCUAAGCAAUCAGUAAAGUUUUACAUUACUAUGCUAGGUCAACAUAAUCCACCAAAAUACCAAAGCCGCCAUAUAUAAACAUAUUAUUAUAAAACUAAGAAUGGUCGAGGUCAAUUUUUUAUCCAAAUUCAAAUAUUUUUAUUCAAAAUAGGAUGUGACAUCACUUAUUGAAAGUAAAAAACUACCACCCAUUCCAAAACUAAUGCCGACCUGAGAAGAAUGGCCACAACAAACUUAGUGAGCAGAAGCAUUUUCAUCAAAAAAAUAUGUUUACAAAGUAAUAUUGUACAAUUAAACUUAUUAUUUAAUAGCCUGUGGGCGGUCGCUCCAUUCCGAUUCUGUGGUAUCAUUAAGAAAGUCAUUUAUGUUAUACCUUUACGACACAAACGUUUUUUAACACACAUCGCCCCACAAAAGACUUACUAACUCGACUUAGCCGAGUAGUAGGCAUUAUAAGUUCAUGUAUGUUCCUGAUGUUAACAUUAUGGUUAUGGCAGUUUCUAGCAAAUUCACAUAAUAAGUGCCUAUGAACAUACAUUUUAUAUAUUGGUAUAGCGCCAUCUCUUGUUUCUUUAACAAAAGAAAGUGUUUAAAAAGUAUAGGUAUGUUAUAACAUGUAGUUCGAGAGAUGUCUCUCCAUCCUCAUGUACUAUUUGAAUGUUUGAGUUUUACCAAUGGCAAAUAAAUUUCAAGUAAGUACAAUUAAAAGUACUCUGUGGAAAAUAACGCCGGCAAAGACAUCUUCGUCUGCAGUAAAUAUAUAUUAUUUAAAUUAAUAAUGUAUUUAUUUUCUUAUAAUUAUAUAUGUUAAUUAUGUAAUUAUAAUGUUUCAUAAAUUAUUUUAAUAAUAUUAAAUAAAUGUUUUAAUAAUAUGUAAAAAAAUCCAAUUACCUCGUCCAACCAACUAUUCUAAAAAUUUUAAGUUACCUAUGCAAAUAGAAUAUUACAAAAAGUCUAGCAAAAAUAACAGAUAUCAAUGUCUUAAUAAUAUCUUCAUAAAUAAUAUAAAUUUUUUGAUCGUCGAUAGUUAACGGCCGUUCCCAAUAUUCAGUCUAUCUCUUACUUGAGAUAAAAAUCGUAACUGUCGUUGACUUUUCUGUCCCAAUAAACUUAUCGACGGUAACUCACCUUAUCCGUACACGCUGUCUAUCAAUGGGACGACGUAUAUAGCUUAUUAAAUUAAAUUAAAUUUUUCUAAUAGGAUUCUAUUCUAAGACUUUUGAAAAAUAGCUCCACAACAGGAAAAAUUCUUAGAUUAAUAGAUUUUUUUGCCCACGGAUUAUUGUUCAUUGAUCUGUCCUGUAGUCACCUGAAAUUUUUCAAUAUUUAAUUUCCAUAAUUAAUAAGUUUUAAUAAUAUAUAUUCAUUAAAGUUCCGAAGGGAGCAUGGCUUGCCCAAGCCGGAGUACCCUUUUUCGGGCGUAUUUUCAACCCUCUGGGAAAAUUAUAAAUAUUGGUCCUAGUUGUCAAUUCCGGGAGUAAGAACUUUUUUUUUACGAAAUUUCCUCCUCUUUUUGAAUCUGAUAAAUCUUUAUUGGUUUAUGAGAUAUUUGCAAAAAACUAAACUCCCUUUUUUUAGUAAAUUUUUAAUAAAUUUUGUAAUUUUUGCAAGCGGAAAUACAUUUUUUUUUCGAAAACCAUCUAGUUGCCAUUCCGAAUCGAAUGACACCUCAAUCAUAAUUUUGGGAAAUUGCUGAAAAAAGUUGACCCAAAAGGCACUUGUUGACUAGACUUAAUCUGUGUCCAUAGAUGGUGUGAAUAUUGGAAUUGCUUUUCAAAGAAAUAAUCAGAAUAUAUUGGGACCAGAGUCGUACAAGAGGCUAUUCUUCGAUUUUUUUUAAAUAUAUUCAAAAAUGAUCGUAAAGAUUGGAUAGACAACUGGUAUUUUUAAUUCCUCAAAAUAAUUCCGCUUUAAUCGUCCCGCGCGUUAUUCGCAUCAGUUUGAACAGAGCUUAAUGUUGAAAAAAGUUGCUUUAAAUUUAAACGAUCAAAAGUCGCGCCAAAAGGGGAGCCGCCAUGAUCGCAACGUCAAAAUAACAUAAAUAAAGAAACGUCAAAUGUGUAGUGCAAUCUUAAUUGAUUUUUAUUCAAAUAAAAAUUACCUUGCCUAGUCCGUAUCAUCGCGUAGGUGUGUAGUUAUAUAAAAAAAAACUACGUUUAAAAAAACCGACUUCAAAAUCUAAAAAUUAUCAAAUAAGUAAAAAUUUAAUUUAAUACACCUUGCACAGCUUUACCUUUAAUAUUAAUAAAAUACUAUUAUUUGUAUGUGCUACAUAUUGAUAGCUUUUACGUCAGUGAAGAAUUACGUUAAUCGGAUCAUUAAUCUCAGAGUAAUCGGUGUACAUACAUAAAAAAAAUACCGAUCGAAUUGAUAACCUUCUCCUUUUUAAAGUCGGUUAAAAAUCAUAAAUAGUAACUAGUAUAACUGGCUAUAAAAAAACGGCUUCACAGUAUACUAAAAUGACGUCACACUGUACAGUGGUCGCAGUGCAUAUCGGAACAUACCCUAUAUUGUAGGUAUCUCUAGUGUCAUUAGCCAGUAAGUACUUAAAGAACAUUGACAAUCUACAAGUGUGAAGAAACAUCCAUCGACAAAUUAAAACAUUUAAAUUUCUGGACACAAAAAAGAAGGACUUACUGGCUUCUAGAGGUCUCGUUCUUUGAAACGCUUUAACGGCGCUACAGAAACAUUUGAGCAAACAAGCUGUCGUCUCUGUUACCAGAUCGCUGUUGUCUAGAAUACUUCCACGUACUACAAAGCUGUGCAAUGAACUUCCGUGUGCGGUGUUUCCGGGACGAUACGACAUGGGUACCUUCAAAAAAAGCGCGUACACCUUCCUUCAAGGCCGGCAACGCUCCUAUGAUGCCGUACGCUCGUUUGUCCUCCUUUUCCAUAAAAAAAUAUCGCAAAUUGUCUAGUUGACGGUUCGAUUUUUGGGGUUGUGUCAAAGAUUGCACGUUCAUUUUUCUGUAUUAAUGUUGCCAUUUUGCAUAUCUUUGUGGUCAUCAAAUUUAGCCGGAAGAAGUCCACAGCUGGGCAAUGGCUCCCCCAAAUAUCGCCACGACGAUGUGUGAGCCAUGUUUUAAUUUGGGGGGGCUUUGCCACGCUUGAGAGGCUGGGUGGCGAUCAGAGUUAAUCGUGGUGCUCUCUUGGAAAGAUGCUGCUGUAAUUCCGUUCUUUGUAUCCCUUAGGCGACUAGGGGCUAUUCGAUGUGAAAGAGAAAGUUGCCGCCUAUGGCGAACAGACUCGACCUGCAUCAGUGUUGUAUAUAUAGUACAUAUUAUUAUCUAGUUUUGAAAAAAAUAUAUUUUUUCAUUUCUCAUACACGGAAAGUAAUGUUGUUUUGAUCUGAUUAUUGGGUGGAAAAUGCUGCUUCCUCCAUGAUAGAGAGGGAAAAACUCAUACAAAUUAUCUCCCACCUAAGAGCCGGAAUGAACUUUAAAAAUAGAACUGCUGCCAGCUGUGAAGAGUUUUAUGUAAAAAACUAAUUUAAAAAAACCUGCGGCUGUGUGACUUUCUAAACAGCCAGUGUGAAUUGAGUGCAAACUUCUUUGAGCGGAAUGAGCCGUAACAGUUACGCGGUGAGAAUUUAAAAAGUCGACAUAAAUUUUCCUAAUUUGACAAUUAAUUUUAAAUAGGUACUAGUAAUAUUAUUAUAUAUUAUCAAUAAAUAGUUUAGAUAAACAACUAGUUUUAUUUCCCUCAUAUUCGAAAUGAAAAGUAGAGUGUUUAAAACGGGUAAAAGAAUCAAUUCCUACUCGGACUAUAGCCUAGCCUCUAAAUACCUCGGCAAUCGAUUCUUUCGACUCUCGGUUAACAAUCUACUAUUUCAUAUUAUGUUCUACUUCGUAGAGCUAAAUUUUUGUUCGAAAUUUUAAAAAUUGUAAGAAUUUUCGUUGAAUGUCCUAUAGAGAUACCUCUUAAGUACUUUACAGUAUGUAAUAAACAGAAUUUUUUCAUCCAGUGAUUAUAGUAGUGAUAACUAAUAGUUUACUUUAAUAUAAUAUUUCAUUAUAUAUUUCUGUUGUAUGUUCAAAAUGCUUAAAAGUAAAAACCCUGGCUAUAGAGGGUCAUAAGUAAAUUCGCAAAAACUUAUUCCAUUGGAAAAGACAAGUAACUACCAUAUAUAUGAUAUCUAGAUAAAAAUUAUUUACUGUUUACCAAUAUUAUUUAACAUGACAUAGUUUUGUUAUUUUUGUAAAGAAAAUUGUAUUAUGUUUGUAAUAAAUUAAAAAUGCUUCUAAUUAUGAAUUAAAACUAUGCCUAUCUUGUGCGAGAGAGGUAACCUAGCUCCGCUCGAUUCCUCAAGGCCGUUGGCUCGGUCCCCAGCCUUAAUGCACUCGAUUCUGCAGCGGUAUAUGACAGAUAGAUAUUAAGAUUGUAGAUAAUUAUUUUUUAUUUCUUAUACCUUUCAUUAUAUAAAUUUAACAUUUACAUAAGUUUGUUUAGCCUUUUGGUACUUACUAUAUAAAUUUUAACCUUUUGUACGACUUGUCUUUGUGUAUGGUGUAACUGACUAUAAAAUGUAAUUAUAUUAUGUGUACUCAGCACCUAAGACAUGUUUAAUGUUAACGUAGGAAUCACAUGUAAUGUUGGUAGUUCCGAAUGAAUAAAUACGUAUUAUUGUUAACAUUAUAUUUUGAACAUACCUAAUGUAUAAAUGAAAUAAAGUAUAUUUGUGAAA
Molecule: messenger RNA, 6682 nt
Organism: Leptidea sinapis
Lineage: Eukaryota; Metazoa; Arthropoda; Insecta; Lepidoptera; Pieridae
Exons: 3
Coding region: 215-1654 (479 amino acids)
Biological process (GO): transmembrane transport
Cellular component (GO): membrane
Molecular function (GO): transmembrane transporter activity
Source: RefSeq, a predicted model, not a curated record